AUGCAGCUGAGGGCGGCCGCGGCGCUUUGCCUCUGCUGCCUCUGGAGCGCCUGCCGCCUCCGCUACGGGCAGCUGGACGCCGCGGUUGUUCGGCCUCCGGCAGCGGCCGGUGACGCGGCGGUGGCGGCCGCCCCCGGCCUCUGGAAGGCAAAGCCCGGCGGGCGACUGAACCGGGAUGGAGGCGUCUUCGGGAACGGCACGGUGGUGGCGCCGCACGACUACAUGAUCGCGCUUUACCGCCGCCUAGCCGCCGGUCAGGAUCCACCCCGGCCUGAGGGAGAGAUCGACGAUGUCCCGGGAAGUCGCCCCAACACCGUCACGGGCUUCGUGGAUCAGGCGCGGGCACAACCACGAGACGACUCUUCUUGGGAAGCCGGGCAGCAAUACCUCUUCGACAUCUCUACCUUGGCGGAGGCGGACGAAAUCGUAGGGGCGGAAUUGAGGAUCUUGCGGAAAGCCGCCGAAAACAGGAGCUUGGCAUCGUCCCCGGAAGGGAUGCUCCAUCGCCUGCUGAUCUCUAUUUGCCCCGAUCCAACAGAAGACCGGGAGCCGGGCCUUCUGGACUCCAGAGCGGGAGAUCUUUUGGGCUCCGGCGACGCUGCGCCCCAGUGGGAAGUCUUCGACGUCUGGGCAGCCUUGAGGCCCUGGGCCGAGCCAGGCGGCCGUCCCCAGCGCCCGCCCGCGCUCUGCUUUGGGCUAAGGAUCGUCUCGGCCCAGACCGGGAAGCUCUUGUCUCCCCGGCAGCUGGGUUUCGGCCGGGAGCACCCAUCGCAGCCCCACGAGAGGGCCCUGCUGGUGGUCUUUUCUCGCACCAAGCGGAAAGACAACCUCUUCAAGGAGAUCCGCGAGAAGAUCCGGACACUGAGCGGCGGCUCCGAGCUCCCGCUGGGGUCCCACGAAUUAAGCCAAGGCGCUCUGGCCAAACAGAAGCGGCGGAGGCGGCGGACGGCGUUGGCGGGCCGGGCCGCCGGCGGGCGAAACCAGAGCAAAAAAAUCAGGAGCCGGUGCAGCCGCAAAGCGCUGCACGUCAACUUCAAGGAGCUGGGCUGGGACGACUGGAUAAUCGCGCCCCUGGAUUACGAGGCGUAUCACUGCGACGGCGUGUGCGAUUUCCCGCUGCGCUCCCACUUGGAGCCGACCAACCACGCCAUCAUUCAGACGCUCAUGAACUCCAUGGCGCCCGAGUCCACCCCGCCCAGCUGCUGCGUGCCUUCCAAACUCAGCCCCAUCAGCAUCCUCUACACCGACUCCGGCAACAACGUGGUUUACAAACAGUACGAGGACAUGGUGGUGGAGAGUUGCGGCUGCAGGUAACGGCGGCGGCCACGUGGGAGCCUCGUCUUCUCUCUCUCUC
Messenger RNA from Pantherophis guttatus, 1354 nucleotides. RefSeq names its product growth differentiation factor 7 (gene GDF7). Gene Ontology annotation, molecular function: cytokine activity; growth factor activity. The record is from RefSeq and is a predicted model, not a curated record. Lineage: Eukaryota; Metazoa; Chordata; Lepidosauria; Squamata; Colubridae. Gene Ontology annotation, biological process: BMP signaling pathway. Gene Ontology annotation, cellular component: extracellular region.